Messenger RNA from Talaromyces amestolkiae, 1653 nucleotides. RefSeq lists its product as uncharacterized. NCBI's taxonomy places the organism in Eukaryota, Fungi, Ascomycota, Eurotiomycetes, Eurotiales, Trichocomaceae. The record is from RefSeq and is a predicted model, not a curated record. The coding region runs from base 1 to 1653 and encodes 550 amino acids. Gene Ontology annotation, molecular function: histone binding; protein heterodimerization activity. Gene Ontology annotation, cellular component: nucleus. The transcript has a single exon.
AUGGAACCACCGCGCAAACGGCAGCGUCUUUCGCCCGACCCCCGAAACGACGUUGACCUACAGAUAGCACGAGCGCGAAACGACCAGAAGCUCAAAUCGCUGUUCGAAGGCAUUUUCGAAAAAUACGGCAAGGACUUUAGUGAUAUCGGCGAUGAAAUCGAUUUAAGUACCGGUGAAAUCGUGGUCAACAAAGGACAUGUGCAGCACAUGGAACAUGAAGACGAUACUGGAGAGUUAACGGGAGCGGAAUCGGAAAACGAGGGGGAGGCGUCGCACAAUGAACAGGAUGGAACCGAAGAUUGGGAUACGUCAUUUCAAAAAGCGAGAAAGGCUCUUCUCAGUUUGGGUAGCAAAGAUGUUGAGGCUGCUAUUGAGGUUUCGCCGGUCGAGACACCUGUGAGCAGACCCACCGAUCCCCAAUGGCAAGCUCCCGAGAUAGAUGCAAACUUCUGGACGCCGCCGAAGAAGGAAUUGCCAAAAGAAGUACAUCAGACUCCUCGCGCAGAGCGGCCCAAGUCUCCGCCAUCAGCUGCGUCAGUUUGGGCUGUUCGCACACCAGGACGUCCACGAGGUUCAACAUCCAAGAAAGUCCCAGCAUCAAAAGGACAAAGCACUUCCUCCAGUAAGAAGACGUCGGCACGCGCAAAGCCAAAACGCAAAAGUCCUCUGAAACUUGACUGGAACUUUGCGCAUAUACAAGAUGAUAACAGUGACUCGGAUGAUCCGCUUCAAGACGACACGCUGCCUUCAAGCAUCCACUCGAAUAAGGUCCGUGGUCGCAAGAGUGUCUCUAUUACGCCGAAAGCGUUGAGUGUUAUUUCCAAUAACGUGCUUGAUACCACUCCCAAGCGCCAAGGCAAGGGCGGUGAUAAAAAGAAAAUACGGCAUGCCGAACAAAUAGAACCAGUACCCGACACACCUGAAGUGCUGUCCUCGAGCCCAGCAAUACUAAAUGAAACACCAACGCAUAGACGAUAUCCAGUGAACUUCGAUUCUCCGUCAACCAUCAAGCUAGAUGAGGUUAUUCUCACCCCUGACGAGGUAAAAGUGAUUGUGAGAUUCAAAUGCGAAUCUGUUACCGGUCUGUGUAUGGAGGACAUAGUAGAACAUCUUCCUGGGAGAACAUUGGAUGACUUGCUGAAUUGGGCGGAUCACCAUUCACUUUUGUUUCUGUCCAAUGGGUCCGUGACUAACGCCGGGUGGUCCACGGAUGACCUGAAGAAACUUGACGAGUUUGCAGAUGAGUCCGGUAUGUGGUGGCGAGAUAUUCAAAUCUCUUUCCCUUGUCGAUCAAGGAAAGAGAUCGAGAAGCAAAUGAUACGAAUAUGGACUGAGCGGAUAUUGGAAGAACAACAGCGGAUAAAAGACGAGGAAGAGGCCAUGGAAUUGGCUCGAAAGAAGCGGAAACAUUCACAGACUCCGUACUCGGACGAUAAUGAUCCUGCACUGAGAACAGGCGAUGUCAUGACGAAUGAUGACUUGGAGGACUUGCUAGAAGAGGAGCUGGACAAUGACUGGUCGAGUAUUUCAGCUAUUGGCGUAAGACCGCACGAAUAUGGCGCCUCUAGUUCGCCUCGCAAGUCGCCACAGAAAUCGUCGCCGAUGAAAAGCUCCCCAAGGAAGAGCUCGGCAUCUCCACGCAAGUAUUAUUGA